UAGUUCGAGCGUCUCCGCGCAGAAGAAGAGUAGCGCGCGCGCUAGCGGAUCUCUUCACUCAGAGCUUUGGGAGUGUGUGAUUUGUUAAUGAAUGUCAUUCGUGGGAGAAUUACUCGAGUGUUUAGUAAUAAAGUUCAUUUCAUAAAGAUGAGUGAAGAAGCUCACAAAGCUCGCGUGAGGAUCGGGACUCAUAACGGCACAUUUCACUGUGACGAAGUACUCGCGUGCUUCCUUCUUCGACAGCUACCAGAAUACAAGGAUGCAGAAAUCGUGCGAAGCAGAGACCCGUCGUUCCUGGCAGAAUGUGAUGUUGUGGUUGAUGUAGGUGGAGAAUAUAAUCCCAGUGUUCAGCGCUAUGAUCAUCAUCAGAGAUCUUUUGUGGAAAGUUUCAAUAGUUUGUGUUCAGAGAAGCCAUGGGUGACGAAGUUGAGUUCGGCGGGUUUGAUAUAUCUUCAUUUUGGUAGACGUGUCCUUGCUGAACUGACACAGCUGAAACAGGAGGACACACAGCUGGAUGUUCUUUAUGGGAAGAUGUAUGAGAACUUUGUGGAGGAGGUGGAUGCAGUGGAUAAUGGGAUUUCCCAGCACGACGGUGAAGCGCGGUACUCCAUCACCACCACCCUCAGUGCUCGCGUUGGAGCUCUCAAUCCUCACUGGAACAGCAAAAACCAGGACACAGAGGAGGGUUUCCAUAAAGCCAUGGCUCUCGUAGGAGCUGAAUUCCAGGACCGUUUGAAGUACUACAUGAACGCGUGGCUUCCAGCGAGAGAUAUCGUGCAGGAAGCGGUUCAGAGCAGAUAUCAGGUGGACCCGAGCGGUGAGAUUGUGUCGCUGGCUCAGGGUGGAUGUCCGUGGAAAGAGCAUCUGUUCGCUCUGGAGAAAGAGAUGAAGGUGGAUGUGCCCAUCAAGUUUCUUCUGUACCCGGAUCAGAACGGCCACUGGAGAGUCCAGUGUGUUCCUGCUGGACCCAACACCUUUCAGAACAGAUUGAGUCUAUUAGAGGAAUGGCAAGGGGUCCGGGAUGAUGCACUGUCCAAGCUCAGUGGAAUUCCCGACUGCAUCUUUGUUCAUGCAAGUGGUUUUAUUGGAGGAAACAAGACACAGAACGGUGCUCUGGAGAUGGCGAAAAGAACACUUCAGAUGGCACCCAAACCUUAACAGACCAACACAAACCUGUGAUCCACAUGCUCGCUGCAUAGAAAACUACAUUCUGUUGGUAAAAACUGUAGAAAGUACAUCAAAUGUUGCAGCAAGUUUGUUUCCAUGAUAUUUCUUCAUUAAAUAUCUAGUUAUUAAAAGAGUGAAAGAGUUGAAA
Molecule: messenger RNA, 1315 nt
Organism: Triplophysa dalaica
Lineage: Eukaryota; Metazoa; Chordata; Actinopteri; Cypriniformes; Nemacheilidae
Gene: myg1
Product: myg1 exonuclease
Exons: 7
Coding region: 88-1158 (356 amino acids)
Cellular component (GO): cytoplasm; nucleus
Source: RefSeq, a predicted model, not a curated record